UUAUGAUUCAUCGAUUGAGAUUCUCAUUCUCAACACUCAGUAUCUACAGAAAUACCAAAACUUAUUAAGUACAACAUAUCCGCAAACUUCUGACCUUUAGGUAUUUUUUUUUCUUUCCUUUUAAUUAUUUUUUGCUAAAACCAAGAACAAAAUCUGGAUAAACAUCGUGUUGCUUAUAUCUAACAAAAUACAUUAUUGACAAAUGUACAUGAUGAAGAGAAUAAAUAGAAAGACUAAAGAAAUCUGUGUGCAUUGUUUUCUAAAAUAAAAAAGUGUAGAAAUAAAUAAGUAAAUAAAAAUAUUCGAGAGUAAAUCAGUUGAGAAACUACAAAACAAAGACGAAGUAUCGUUCACGCGAGUGUCACCGCGAUACUCAUACCGACUUCGCAUCGAUAUUAAUGAUACUUUUGCUUAGUUGUCACUAUAGAGCCACAUGAAUAAAACGGGACUCUGAUUCUGUUAAUGAGUCUAAUUAGAGGGAAGGGAUAUUAUGAAUAAACUUCACUUGAGUGAGGACACACAGGGAGCCUUAUAGUAAGUAUUCACGUAAUAAUGAUGUAAGAUCAUUCAUCCUUUCCAUCACUGCUGCUCCCUCCAGACACACUGAUGCUGCACUCGCUUCGUGUGCACCACAGCAGUCAGGUUGUCUGCAACAGGGGGGCGACGUGGAGGGGUGCUGCAGCUGCUGUCCCAGUCGGCGCUGCGGAGCCUGUGUUAACUCAUCAUCUGGGUCCGACUGGGAAGAUUUAAAAAGAGAAAGAAAGAAAGAGAGAAAAAAAGGACCAAACUUGUUAACACCUGAGAGGAUCGAGCUAAGGUAAGACGCAGCGCAGAGAUGAAGCCCCGUCUUCUGGGCGGCGGCAGGACAACCAGGAGACUUUUGUCGGCUUGCCUCAUCUCGGUGUGCCAAGCCCUGCACAGCUGCGGGGGAGUCAAGUGCGUGGACGGCCACCAGUGCUGCCUGCUGCCCGUCCCCGGGAACGGCAGCUCCGGCUCCGCGGAGAGCUGCUGCAAGCUCCCCAUCCACGUCUUCUUCGACAACGUCGGCUGGUUCACGCGGAAGCUGUCGGGCAUCUUGAUCCUGCUGCUGCUCUUCGCCAUGGGCUACUUCAUCCAGAGGAUCAUCUGCCCGCGGCCCCGCCACCGGCACCAGAACCAGGAGCACGGCGAGGAGCCCUCCCUCUUCCACGGACCCACGUCGGCGUCCCAGGAUCUCCUCCUGGAGCCCUACCCGGAGUGCACCCUGGGGGACUUCGCCUCCCCGAACCUGCCGGCCUACGACGAGGUCAAGUACCUGCCCACGUACGAGGAGAGCAUGCAGGAGAUGCACCGGGACCGGGACCGAGACCGGGACCGCUCCGACGAUGACCUGUUGUCCGGAGCGGAACCGGCGGCGGCGGAGUCCGGGCAGCAGAGGCGGGACCUUCUGGGGGUGAGCCCCGCAAGGACAGCUCGGAACUCGGUGUGAAAGGAGAGCAGGGGCCGGACAAUGAACUGCCUGAUAGUAUUACUAAUUUAUUAUUAUAUUAUUAUCAUCAUCCUCAUCAUCAUCGUGAGGGGGUGGGAGAGGGUGAAGGAGGUUUCGCAGAGAUACAAACUCAAGUGCAAUUAUAAUCCUGAUUGUAAAGAAUAAAGAAGGAGGCUGAGAAUGUAAACGUGUUUUGGAAGAUAAUACGUGUCUGCUCGGCUUUUUGUAUGCAAAUGCCGCCUCGGCAGAGGGGAUUAGAGAGACUGCAGGAGGCGCCUUAAACCGAUGCUCAUUGUGUUGAUGGGACAGCUAAUUUGGCUGCGGGACAAUCACAUUAAGUUUUCGCGGCACCAUGAAGACAUUGGCUGGUUUCUUCUCGAAAAUGUGACCUUUUAUUUCUAUACAUUCUGAAUAUUUAGUGGUUGUUUUGUUUUUUGUUUUUGCAACCAAAUGGAAAAACAGUUUCUCCUAAAGUUGAAUGUGGACGGACUGAAGUGAGGGAUUCAUCUGCAUCCGGGAUUCUUCCAGUUAAAUCAUAUCUUAUCAGCAUGAAAGCAAUAUUCCAUUCAUAUUCACAUGGCACCCCAUAGAUAAGCGCUUUAUGGGUAAUCUGAACCGUGUUUCAUGUGUUUGUUGAAAGAUAAGCCGCCACAGUAUAUAUAAAUAUAUAUAUAAAAAAAGCUCAAAUCCUGCAGCAUUUUGUAGCCUGGAGUUGCAUGAAUUCAGGGGGGGACGGCAGAUGUUGCAGCAUGCAUGCUGAUAGGUGCAUGUUGGCAGGAAAUGUGGAAAUGGGGUUGCAAGAAAUGUUGCAAUCAGAUCUAAUGUAGGGAGCAUUUUAAUAAGUUAGAAUAUCGUGUAAAAGUUCAUUUCAAUCAUUCAAAUAGGUCCCAGUUAUGUGUUAAAUAGAUUCAUUACAUACAGUAUAUUACACGUAAUCUUUAUUGUUAUGAGUUAAAAUAUCGAAAGGUUAAAGUUGAGUUUCUGAGAAAAAAAUUUUUUUAAAAAGGUGCUUUAACACAUUUUAUUAUAAAAUCUUGGAGAAGACGCGUCUCCUCGAGGAGGGUUAGAGUUGAAAGGUUAUCAUCGAUAAAGUCGCCUGGUCACAGAUUGUUUUGUCCUGUUUUCUUAGCAGAAAGUUGAGUGGAAGAAAAAGCUGUGGUAGCAAAAGGUGCACAUGCAAAAGAUCGUGAAGCAGCGCCCACUUAGGAGCCAGGUGGAGAGUUGAAAGUUGUGGACAGCAGCCGGAGACGGAGACGUCCAGGACAGACGCUACUACUGUGUCCUUAACCGGAGGAAACAUGACACUCGAGUUGAGGAAAAAUUUACAAGGACAUUUCAGACUUUUUGCUUCCUUCUGCUGACCGGAUUUAAGGAGAUGCUGAUUUCAUUUUCCCGGCACGGCUUGGUGCCGGCACACACCGCCACCGAAAGCUGGUUCAGUGACCACAGCGUUCCUGUUCUUGAUUGGCCAGCAAACUCUCCCGACCUUUAACCCCAGAGAGGAUCUGCGGACAGUUGUCAAGAGGUAGAUGAGAGACAAAGGAACCAUGACGCUUCAGCUGGACCGCAGACUGAUCACCUCCAUGUCACGCUGCACUGACGCAGUAAUUCAAACAAGUAUUGAGUUACAGGAUGUUUUACAUGGGCAUCAUUUUCAGUUGCAACCUGAAAAUAUGAAUCGGUCAUAAACAUCUAAACUUUGCAAAAGAGCAGAAUAUAUUUUAAGAGCUGUAAACCUCAAACAUCUAAAUGACAAUAAAUUACACCUUGAAAUAUAUCUUUUGGUUAUAAAUCUCUAAACUAUUACUUUACCCAUUUAAAUUUGAUUGCUGGUGUUAAAAAAAAACAGACAGUUUUUGUUCCUUCCAGAUCAUUUUAAAUCCAAUUUAUGUUUCCUGCAAAACUGCUGCAUCAUGUUUUAGGUUUUGGCAUGUAAACACAAUAAUACCAUUAAAAAAAUAUGUUUUUAAUCUUUUCUUUAGUGUGAUAGAUAUUCGAUACAAUUCAGCUAAGAAACACAUUUAUUAGUGGGACGUUUUGGCUCUGCAGUGCUGCACUGAAUGGUGAAGAGAAAGGAAAAGGGGUGAAGAUGCAGCAAAUGCCCCAGCAUUCUCUCUUCUUUGGUUGAAAUCCAUCAGCAUGUGACUAUUUGCCCUCUGUAACGCGCGGAAGCUCCACCAAGCACGUCUCUUGCCCCACAGCUCUCUUCAGGCAAACGUUUUCUACCAGGUUUGGGUCUGAACUCGUUCCAGAACCUUCAUUUCCUCCCAGUAAAUAAUCAAUUCUACUGACAGCUAAAAUGUGCACUUGCACUCACAAGUGACGCCGAAAACGCAAAGCCUCUUCAUCGUCUUCGUUCUAGCAGAAAACCGGUCAAAAUGUAACGGCUGUCUUGAAUAAUGACACAAUUUCAUCUCAACAAAUCCCACAAUUCCAAGCAAAGAAAACCAGCUCCGGAUCAUGACGCCACCGCCGCCGUGUUUCACUGUGGUUACGCUGUUCUUGUCAUGAUGAUGUAUGAGCCACACACAAUGUUUUAGGAUGCUUCAGCUCUGAAUGUUUCCUUUGGAAACGAACGGCUUUUGAUUAUGAAACCUACUUCAAACUAAGAACGAAGGACAAUGUUAUCACAAUUAAAUCUCAGCCAGUACGUCCAAAAAGUCCUGCAGCUUUUUCAGUGUUGCUGUCGGCCUCUAGCAUCCCUUCUCUACCUGCUUGUCUUUUUGUAAUGUCACUAUUUGUUGCAUAUUUUCUCUUAUUACUAAUGACUUUUUACUGUAAUGAAACAUUUUCAUUAUGCCCUUCCCCUGACUGAUACGUUUGGACAGUAGGACAAUUUUGAUCCCUUGGCGCCUCUCUGCAAACUUCGGCUUUUGGCUGAAGGACUCAAAUGGAUGAAUGUCAAAAAAGGACGGCUGACAUUUAUUUCCGGUUAAUUAAAUUCAUUAUGACAACUUUUAGGCGUGUAACCAUAAAAACUGAAUGUAAAAACUGAACCAAAGUGUGAUGAGUGCGUAUCAAAGGGUCUGCGCCUCUACGCAGCUUUCCUCUUUGAUUAACAUUUUCUCAUCUAACAGAGAAUUGCUUGUUUGACGUACACAGGAUGACAUUUUCACAUUAAAACUGAAAAUACAUUGGGGGGAAAAAAGUUAUUAAAGCCUAAUUUUUACAAAAACAUCGCAAUUUCACAGGGUUGUGUAAACUUUCGGCAUGCACCAUGUAACGAGCCCUAUUCUAUCAGGACAACCCAAAUCGUUUCCAUCACUGGGAAGAAGUAGGAAAAUGUCUUUGCUCAGCAGUCGGAUAGAGAGGAGAUGCUUGGGUAAGCUAAAACAGUUUGAGUCCAGACUGCAGAGAGGAAGUCGGCUCCGGAAAAUCCGGUCAAUAUUUGAGAAUGACACAAGUCAAAUACUUUGAAAACUAACUUAGCGAGUUGUGGAAUUGCAAUCAGAUAUAAUUAGUUUACAUGAAUUUUAACAGAUUUGUCCUGAAGAUGAUGAUGAUCACCAUCAUCAUCAUUUGGUUCAGCUUCACUCUCCGUCUUGGUUUCAGGGGUCGUCGGGGUCAAACUCUGGCUUAGAGACAUAUAUGGUUCAAUUGCUUACAUACUGAAAGCUUCAGAAACAUUUAAUUGUGAAAAAGAUAACUU
This is a messenger RNA of Poecilia latipinna (sailfin molly), 5117 nucleotides long. RefSeq names its product chromosome 15 C3orf80 homolog (gene c15h3orf80). The transcript has a single exon. Lineage: Eukaryota; Metazoa; Chordata; Actinopteri; Cyprinodontiformes; Poeciliidae. The record is from RefSeq and is a predicted model, not a curated record. The coding region runs from base 836 to 1468 and encodes 210 amino acids.